Meloidogyne enterolobii is the source of this 1548-nucleotide messenger RNA. The record is from the annotation of a GenBank genome assembly. Lineage: Eukaryota; Metazoa; Nematoda; Chromadorea; Rhabditida; Meloidogynidae.
AUGUCAAGUGCCCUUGUUGAUGAUGAAAGUGAGGAUAGAGAAAAUUGGAAGGGCAAUAAGGCACAAUCUAUGUACGAUCUUCAACGUGAACGGUCCCUGGAAACUAUCAAGGCAACUGCUGUUGCCAUAAAUAAUUUGGGGGUUGUUGAAAGGAAGAACGAGAAUGAUAAGCUGAAAGAAGUCGAAAUUGAGCAAACAAAGAUGAGAAGUCCAAGUCGCCGAUUACUCAUCACCACAAAACGGAUUUCUUCCACUGAUAAAACCAAUAAAAAUAGUUCCAACACUUCAAAAACAAAUUUCACUUCCUCUCCGAAACAAAAUGGAUCUAUUACAACAGCAGCUUCUAAAUCAGCCCAGCUUGCUUCAGCUGUGGUUUCAAGUUCCCCUUCUCCGACUGCCACAAAUUCAACACAGCAAAAGACCCAGCCUAGCUUAGCGGCAUCUUCUGAUACUUCCAUAGAUACAUCAAUUUCUUCCCAGGGGCAGAAGCGAAGACCGCUAACCUGGGCUUGGCUACGUGGCCAUGAAGUUAGCCUUUCAUCUCCAUCCAACAACGGUACUGAGAAACGCUCAGUUCCGAAUCGGAUGACUUUGACGAGGCGAAGAUCUCUUAAAGCUGGCAAUGCUAGUCUGAUAAACCGAAGCAUUAGCCAACAGCAAAAUGAAUGGCCCUCUCCAGUCCAUCGCCCAUCUAAUGCCAAUAAGCUCCAUAGUUCGACAAGUUUGGUAAAUGCCAUUUCAAGACGUGCCUCGGUGGGUCGACCACUUCUUGCGCAAUUGGGAGCACAGAAGUCUAUACGAAAAUCGGAUGCCGGACUGGCAGGCCCGUCGAACCCGAUUUCGGCUAGUGGCCGAGAGAUUAUACAACUAUGCUUUGAUCAGCCUCAUAAUGAUAUUGGUGCUCGUAUCUGCUCUCGAAUGCUCGAAAAGAGACCUGACUUUAGAAAUUUUGUUUAUUCAAUGGGUAAAGAUCGUUGGCUGCAAAUGACUACACGUUUAAGACAAUUCUUGGACAAUGUAGUUAAAAGGGUAGAUAAUGUUGAGGCUGUUGAAAAAUUAGCCAGAAGAUAUGGUGAGGAACAUGUUGAGUUGAAAUGCUUUGGUUUCAAGCCUGACUUUUGGGUUAGCCUAGCGGAUGCUAUGACUGUUGAAUGUGUUAUUCUGGAUCAGGCUACACAUCAACCAUCAGACACAAUAACUGCAUGGUCACUUCUCGUUUCGUUAAUGUUCAGUGCUGUUCGAGAUGGAUAUUACCAAGCAAUGAGGGCUCAAAGAAUCUCUCAACGACACCGAAACGUUCAGCAACGCGAACUCUCCCUUAGAUUGGAUGAGGAUGUAGAUAGUGACACAGGAGGAGGGCGCUCUUUCUCUGGAGUGGAAAAAAGUGCUUCUGCACAUGAACUCCAAUCCCCCGUCAAGAGAAGUGGCUCUCAAAACAAUGCUUUUAAAGUUGCAGAACAAAAGAAUUCAUUAACUACUUGUGAACAACAAGUUGUUAAACUGGGUGAUAAGAAACCAUCAUCUCUUCGUAAAGUAGAAUUUUUCUAA